Messenger RNA from Vombatus ursinus (common wombat), 2896 nucleotides. It is a transcript of the gene SYCP2L, whose product is annotated as synaptonemal complex protein 2 like. The record is from RefSeq and is a predicted model, not a curated record. The transcript is spliced from 36 exons. The coding region runs from base 1 to 2853 and encodes 950 amino acids. Lineage: Eukaryota; Metazoa; Chordata; Mammalia; Diprotodontia; Vombatidae.
AUGGGUCACUUAACUUUGAGUAUCAUUUUCUUCAUCCGUAAAAGGAAGAGGUUUGGUUUAGAUGACUUCUGGGAUCCUCUUUGUCCUAUAAAGAAUGAGAAAGCUCCUUUAUAUAACAUCACUGAAGAUGAUGAGAAUGUGUCUUCUGAGUUCUCUCUGCAAUCACUUAUCAUUGAUGCAUUUCAUGGUCAUGGAUUUGAAAAAAUAGAAGAAUAUUUGCAUCAAAAAGAGAACUCUCUUUGUCAAAAAUACAACCAACUCCUAUUAAUCCAUCUUGACAGAUUGAUAAAUAAGGAGCUGGACAAGAAUGAAUUCCAGUGUGUUUCAUUGUUGCUGAAAUGUAUUCAGAGGUUCUUCAUAGAUGAUACCAAAGAAGAUGAGCAGCUGUUAAUUCAACAAGGAUUGAUUCCAAAGAUGGCUUCCUGGUUUGAAAGAACUAUUGGAUUUCUGACCAGUGGAGAACUAACUAUAACUAUGUCCUUGGUUCAAGUUAUAGAAGGCUUUUUAAACACUGCCUUGGUAAUUUCCAAAUGCAGUCAUAAGGGAAAAAGCCAGCUCUUGGAUUCAUUCUUAUUUAACUUAGGACUGCUAGUGGCAAACAAGACUAUUAAUUAUUUGAUUCGACAGGAGGGUCUAAGGACUUUGAACUCCAUCUUGGAAAAAGUACCUCGGGGAGAGAGAGAGAAAUUUCCUUUAUCAGAAAACAGGUGCUUUCUUAUGGAAGGCCUUGCCAGGGCAAUUCUGGACAUAGGUGAUUAUGAUCUGCAAGUUGCUCUUUCCGAAGCCUUGUGCAGGAUGAUGAGUAAAAAGUCCCAAGCUGACCUUGCCCAUAGAUUGUUUGAAGAUGACAUCGUUGCUGUAGCUUUCAAAGAGAUAAGGGACAGAGAAUUUGAGACUGACAGUAGAAGAUUUCUUAAUUGCCUAAAUGAUAAGCUUGGUGAUAAAAGAAGGGUUUAUACAUUUCCAUGUAUUGCUGCCUUUGUCGAUGGCUAUGAGGUGAGGAAACCACAUGAUGAAAACCUGGAGAAAUUUUGGAUUGAUUUUAAUAUAGGAAGUCAGAGCAUAACUUUCUAUAUAGAUAAUGCUGAGGGUGAACUGUGGGACGCAGUAAGACUUCUAAAGGAAGCAGUUCGUGGUUUCAGUAUAAAAGAAGUUGGAAAAAAGAAGGUGCUUGUUGUUUACCUGAAGAAAUCUCUUCUUCUUUUCAACAACAAAGAAGUGAUGAAAAUAGAAAUACAUUUUGAUUUACAAUUCAGCAUACUAAAAACUUGCAUGAAAGUUCUUGGACAGGACAAAUACCUGGCGAACCCUGAUCAGACAAAAAGGGAAGAACCACCAGAAAUUCCUGAAAGUUUCAAGGAACAAGAGACAGCAGAGAGUCCCAGUUACCAAGAGGAAAAAGCAGUACAAGAACCCAUGUACCAGGAAGAAUCUGUGCAAGAGGACAAAAAUGAUUCUUUUUAUGAGCCUUCCCAAGUAGUUGAACAGCCUGAGACAAAAAAAAGUGAUGCAAAUAGUACUUCAGCCCACUUUUUGGACCUGGAAGACCCAAGUCAAGGAGAAAUUGCUUUAGAACGGAGCUCUUUAGAUGUCUUGAAAGAAGUGGAUAAAAUCCAGAUUCUUAAAUUAGAUGAGAAGCCUAGCUAUAGCAAUUCACCUGUGGCUUGCACUUCAGAGCCUUUCCAGGUGGACAUGCUUCAUGCUGAUGGUUUAGAGGAGAGAAGAAAAGGAACAAGUUCGAGCAAGAACAUUCCUGAAACAAAAGAGAAUCCUUAUGACUUUGAAAACGACUCUGAUACUAUGUACUCUCAAGUGGUUGUUGAAGCAAAGCAGAGGAUUCUCAGCCACAAAGAGUCAUCCAAGAAAAAGAGGGACAGCUCUACUUUCAGCAGUUACAAAAGCCAAGGAGAAGGAAAAUUGUUUGAUGAUGUUAGGAAGCACCUGUUUUCUGAAAGUAAUAAUGAAACCAGCAAUGAUAUGAGUGGAAGCUCUUGGAUCAAUACCCAAAAGAAAAAAAACUUAAAAACAUAUUCGAAGCAGAAAAAGCCAAGAGUCAGAAGUAAAUUAAGAGUUUUGCCAUUGUCACCUUCAAGUAGUGGCAGUGAUCGCCGAAAGACAACACCAGUGGGAAAAAGGAUCUUGAGGCAAAACAAUGAAAAAAACUCAGACUUUCCUGUGGUAAAAUUCCAGGGUAGCACAGUCUUCCUAACACCUGAUGAUUCUGCCAAGAAGAAGCCCUUCCAAAGUAUAUCCCCAUUAGAUGAUAUAUCUUCCCCAGAGUACUCAGAUGUCACAGAGGAUUUAUCAAUGACUGCAGCUCCCAAAUCCUCAGUGAAAAGUGCCAUCCUCAAGCGAAAACCCCAAAAUGUGGGAGUAUCAGAUUUAUCGGAUAGUACUUUGAUAAAGCCAAAACAACGAAAAUUAGAAGAGGACCACACACCAUUUUCCCCUGUUGCCUUAAUGCUAGGAGAAAACCCAGUUCCUGCAGCCUUACAGGCCAUACCAGACAGUCUAGGAGAGUCGGCCGUCAUCUCUACCUUUGAAAAUUUUACUAAAGAAUUGAAGAAGAAGUUUGAGUCUAGGAACAAGAAAAAAGAUGUUUGUUUCCAAAAUGCUAUGAAAGCAUCUGACAAGUUAACCACGCUUUUAAACCAGAUACAUCAAUGUAGGCUAGAUAAGAUAGAACAGUUCCAUAAGAGCGUUCUUCAAGAAUUGGACAACUUUAAGAAGGAUGUUCAAGCUCUGAAAGAUCUUGAGAAGGAAAUCCUGGACGUUUGGAAGGAACAAUCCACCAAACUAAAUUCAUUCUGUGACCUGCAAAUGCAGAGUCUAAACCAGCUGAGGAAAAGAUGAAUGAAGACGGCUUGCUCAAUCUUUUGUCCUUGACUAAAUAAAU